Passer domesticus (house sparrow) is the source of this 3763-nucleotide messenger RNA. RefSeq names its product protein phosphatase 1 regulatory subunit 21 (gene PPP1R21). The coding region runs from base 144 to 2522 and encodes 792 amino acids. The transcript has 23 exons. Gene Ontology annotation, cellular component: membrane; early endosome. Lineage: Eukaryota; Metazoa; Chordata; Aves; Passeriformes; Passeridae. The record is from RefSeq and is a predicted model, not a curated record.
UGCGGGGCCGGCGGGAGCGCCCGAGCCCGGCCGAGCCGAGCCGAGUUCAGCCGAACGGAGCCCGGCCGAGCCGAGCCGAGCCGAGUGCAGCCGAGCGCAGCCGAGUCUGGCCGAACGGAGCCCGGCCGUGCCGGCGGGCGGAGAUGGCGGCGGCGGAGCUGCAGGGGAAGUACCAGAAGCUGGCCCAGGAGUACUCCAAGCUUCGUGCUCAGAACCAAGUCCUGAAAAAAGGAGUUGUAGAUGAACAAGCAAACUCUGCCUCACUGAAGGAACAACUGAAGAUGAAGGAUCAGUCACUGAGGAAACUGCAACAAGAAAUGGACAGCUUGACCUUUCGAAAUCAGCAGCUUGCCAAGCGGGUGGAGCUACUUCAAGAUGAACUUGCAUUAAGUGAAGCUCGGGGCAAAAAGAACAAGAAAAGUGUAGACUCCUCAUCUCAGCUGAGUCAAGAACAGAAAAGUGUCUUCAAUGAAGAUCUUCAGAAGAAAAUAGAAGAAAAUGAACGACUGCAUAUACUUUUCUUUGAAGCAGAUGAGCAGCACAAACGUUUAGAAGCAGAGCUGAGGAGCAGACUGGAGGUUUUGGAAACAGAUGCUGCCCAGCACCAAGCUGUGGUGGACAGCUUAACAAAGAAGUACACAGAGACCAUAGAAAAGCUGCAGAACGAUAAAGCCAAACUAGAAAUCAAGUCUCAGACACUAGAAAGAGAAGCUAAGGACUGUAGGCUUCGAACUGAAGAAUGCCAGCAACAGCUAAAGAAUCUUCAAGCAGCUUUGGGCAGUAGACUGGAAGAAUCUCUAUGCAUAAUUAAUGAAAAAGUACCUUUUAAUGACACAAGAUCUGCUCGAUACAAUGCUCUGAAUGUACCAUUGCACAACAGAAGGAAUCAGCUGAAGCUGCGAGACCUUGCUGGCCAGGCCAUGGCUUUUAUCCAAGAACUUGUAACAGCUCUCCUGAACUUCCACACAUACACUGAGCAGAAGGUACAGAUCUUCCCCAUUGAUUCUGCAACAGACACAAUAUCACCCUUGAAUCAGAAGUUCUCACAGUAUCUCCAUGAAAACGCUUCCUAUGUUCGCCCUCUGGAGGAAGGAAUGCUGCACUUGUUUGAGAGCAUCACGGAGGAUACUGUGACAGUCCUGGAAACAACUGUGAAAUUGAAGGCCUUCUCAGAACAUUUAGCUUCCUACUUAGGCUUUUUAAGAAAGAUUCUCCCAUAUCAGUUAAAAAGGAAGCAAAAGAGAGUUUAUGUGCUAGAGGGAAAAGUCUUCAAGCUUAAAUUGCUGCAAUCAGUUCCUUGCUGUGAAACUGCUUUAAGAGCUAGAAAUAUGGAGCUGCACAGAGACAUGAAAAGGUUGACUGCAGUCUUUGAGAAGCUCCACACAUAUGUCAGUCUUCUGGCCUUACCAAGUACAAGACCAGAAGGACUCCUUAGGACAAAUUACAACUUUGUGUUUACAAACAUUGCUGCAAGUCUUCAUGGAUUCCAUGACAUUUUAAAAGAUAUUUCCAAGCACUAUAGUCAGAAAGCUGCUUUAGAACAGGAAGUUCCAACUGCCACACAGAAACUCAUAACUACAAACGACUGUAUUUUAUCCUCUGUUGCUGCUUUAACAAAUGGAGCAGGCAAGAUGGCCUCCUUCUUCAGCAACAACUUGGAUCACUUCAGCACCUCGCUGAGCUACGGCCCCAAGGGAGGAGCAGAGUUCAUCAGCCCUCUCUCAGCUGAGUGCAUGCUGCAGUACAAGAAGAAGGCAGCUGCUUAUGUGAAGUCCUUGAAGAAGCCUUGUGCAGAUUCAGUGCCUUAUGAAGAGGCUUUAGCCAAUCGCAGAGUUCUGCUGAGUUCUACAGAGAGCAGGGAAGGUCUUGCACAGCAGGUCCAGCAGAGUUUGGAGAAAAUUGCAAAACUUGAACAAGAAAAAGAACACUGGAUGUUGGAGGCUCAGCUGGCUAAAAUUAAGCUAGAGAAAGAAAACCAAAAACUGAAGAACUCUCUUAGUGGACAUUUAACUGAAACUAUCCAGGAGCAUUCAGUUCUGCCAAAUAUAGCAGAACAAAAGAAGGAAACCACAGAAAAGAGUCUGAGGGAACCUAUUAAGAGCACCAGUCUGAUUGGAAUGUUGACUGUAACUACUGAUAAUGAAAAGGCUCCAGAUGUUGAGUCUCGUGAAGACCUGAUAAAAGCUCAUUACAUGGCCAGGAUAGCAGAGCUGACCUCUCACCUGCAGCUUGCUGACAGCAAAUCAGUGCACUUCCAUGCUGAGUGUCGAGCACUUGCCAAAAGACUUUCUCUGGCAGAGAAGUCCAAGGAAUCGCUCACGGAGGAGUUGAAGCUCGCCAGUCAAAACAUCACCAGAUUGCAGGAUGAACUGAUGACGACAAAGAGGAGCUACGAGGACCAGUUAAGCAUGAUGAGUGACCACCUGUGCAGCAUGAAUGAAACCUUGACAAAGCAAAGGGAAGAGAUUGAUACACUAAAGAUGUCCAGUAAGGGGAAUUCUAAAAAGAACAAAAAUCGAUAGUUUACAGCUGAGUCUUUGGAAGCUGCUGCUGCACAGGAUGCAGAUAGUGACCAUUCAUUAUCCAGUUCCUGUUUGUUCCAGGAAGCUGAGGCUGGUUUUGAGUCUAGUAAAAACUGAAUUGGUACUGUAAAUGGCUUAAAAAUAUUUAGAACUUGUAACAGAUAAAACAGAACUUAAUGUUGGCUCUAAACCAGGAAAUACUCUGUGGAUAAUUUAUAUAGUAAUUACCUUCAGUUUUUACUGUGCACUUUUUAAAACCAGGUUUUGAUUUCAUGUAACAACUUCAGAUUUUGUAUAUUUUCAAAUAUGUUUCUGCAUUAACAAAUUUGGAUUGGUGCAGUAGGUGUCUAUUUUUGAGUUCUACGUUUAAUGGUCAGCACAUGUACAUUCCAUUACUUGUUAAUAACAGUUUAAAAAUGAGUUUGGAGAGUCUUUUUGGCCAUGCAAGCUGUGCAGUUACUGUAAAUGUACUACUCCUGUUCUCAACCCUCUAGAAUUAAUUGGAAUUGUGGCUUGAAAUGAUUUUUACAAAUUCACCAAAUAAAUGGGAUCAUUGUUAGACUGCAACAGUGGAAACCUUUCCUGCUUGCAUUUGGCACUUUGGAUUUCGAGGUAAGGAGCACAAAUGGCUGAAUUGGGCUACUUCAGUGAAAUUGCUUUAAGGCAUUUCUGUAACAUUUUGUUUACACGUGUAUGUAAAUAUAUAUUGGUUGAAAUAGCUGUUUAAGGCUAGAGGAAACUGUGAUUGUCAUUUACCCUAAAAGAGUGAAACAAUGUGUGUAGAAUAGAUUAGCUUACUGUGCUCUCUUACAGUAAAGAAUAUGAAAUAUGUAAAAGAUUUAAGCACUGAAUUUGCAAAAGGUCUUCAUAGAAUUGAGUUGUGAUGGAUUCACUGGGGAGAUGCACAUGGCUUUUCCUGUGUUUUCAGAAGUUUGUGAACUUCAGGCCUCUCCUAAAUUUUGUUGUUUUUUUUUUUUUUUUUUCAAGUGAAGUUUAAUAUCACAAGUUUUCACAGCAUUGAUUUGUUGUUGGGGUGGGGUUUGUUUGUUUUGGGUUGUGGUUUUUUUUUUGUUUUUUUUUUUUUUCUUCAAUCAGAUGCUGUGCUGCUUCACACUUUUUACACCAGUCUUCUGUUCCAUAAUUUCUAUUAUGGCACUUGUUUGUCCCACGGGGGUUUACUCUGAUAUCAGAUGUGCUGAAAUGUAUUAUCAGUAUGUAAUAAUAAAAUCAACCACCUGAAA